CAUUUGCUACUCCACGCUUGUUGUUGCUGUUCCGGCGUUCGUCAAGCGGCCGCUCCUCGCUGUCGUUCGACCCUCGCUCGAUCUCUAUGCCGGUGCUCGCUCGCUGCUCUGUCGCUUCCUCUGUCUUUGCUCCAGUGCUCGCUCUUUGCUCCGUCACUUGCUCCGUCUCUGCUCCGGCAUAGCUUUCAUUUGCGCAUUAAUUUGCCGUGGCGGCUGAGAUCGAGGAUCCCAUUUCUGCAACCAACUGCAGAGCAGCGCCAAUGCCGUUCCAUCCUUCUCGAUUUAGCUUCUUCGACCUUCAUUCAGUGCGUGAACCGACGCGUGUUGACUACGAGUACUGAUCUCAAUUUGCUUGACUCCAUGUCGUCUGGGACCGUGUCGUUCGAGGAGCUGUUAGGUUAGUGCAACGAGGUUAUCAAGAAGAACCACAGCGACCUUGCUCAGCCCGGGGAAUGCCUUAAGAGCUUCGGCUACAUCCUCGGUCAAGAAUGCUGGGGCAAUGGUAAAAGAACAAAAUUGAAGCGUACGUCAAUAUGCUGGAUCGAUGGGAGUUGAAAGGAAUGAAAACGUGCAAGCCAGUUAUGUGCAGACCUUGAUGUCCUGGUUUUGUUUCGUAGAUGUUGACUGUCGCAACCUAACCUCAACAUUGACAAUGUUGAAGAAGAUACAGUCGAUGACUUAUCGAGCCCGCUCGAACUUUAUCCUAAUUUUCCACUAUCAAAUGAUGGAUAUGACCAGCCAUCUUCAUGUUCGGGGCGACUUACUGCAGUGGCUUCUAUAAUGAAGAGUUUUGAAGUCCAUUCUCUGUCGACCCCUGUUAGGUCACUGCAGCCAAGUUUUCAAGAAGCGAGAGUCCUGGUUGGUGAUCUAGUGCUUUUUGUGGAAGGGAUCAUACAGGCUACGCCUUCCUUGUUCUUCCCUGUUAUUGUUAUAUUUUAGCUGAUUGCAAUGACUUAUACCUUCCUUGUUCUUCAUCAGGCAAAAGCUUGCAAUCCGGUAGCAUUCAAUCAUCAGAACUCCCCUCCUUUGCGAAAUCUCAGGCAAUACAAUCUUUCUGAUCGUGUCCUAGUCAUUGAUACAAUCAGUUAGUUGAGGAAAAUGUGACAAUUCGAUGUUUGUGCUUGGAAAAUCUCGAUUUCUUUCCUUAGCUCAAGAUACAAUGGAAUAACAUUCUGGCCAUGAAUGUUGAACAUAUGCAGAUGGACUAUACCAUGGGAGACAACCCCAGAGCCACGAGCUACGUGGUUAGGUAUGGGAACAACUACCCAAGGCAGGUCCAUCACUGGGCGGCUUCGAUUGCGUCCAUCAAGGAGGAUUCGUCCUUGGUGAGCUGCUGAGGCAGUUAUGCCACCUGGUUUAGCUGGAAAGCGAGCGAACCCAAUCCCCUCAGGUGCUAUCGUCAGUGGCCCCGAUGCAUAUGAUAACUUUGCUGAUCAAACAGACAAUUACAAGCAAAUGGAGCCUGCUACUUACAACAACGCUCCACUCCUUGGCAUAUUAGCCCAGUUGAGUGGUGGUCACGGCGGUUAUGGUCGGCUCCUUCUAGUGGUUGUUCCUGCACCGAAAGCAGCCAUGGCAGAGCCAAGUCCCGCUCUUGUAACAGCUUCCAAUGAGCUGUCCACCGAGCAGAAGCCAACGGUGUCAUGGACUGCCAACGGGAGAACUUACCGCAGAUACUUGACGGUGGUGACCGACAAGUUGGACAAGACGCUGAAAUAUGUCAACCUGUUGAUCUCCAAGCUCUACGGUCCUCUGUGGGCAGUAACCAAGUCCGGCGACUUGUAUGUGUUCCCUUCUUGGAUCCAAUCCUUUUACCUUCAGGGAAGACCCUCGAGUUUGUGUACAUCCACGCUUCGCCUCAAGCGGACAUCUCCAUCUCAAGCUACACUAUGGCAUAGGAAGAUACUCCAGCUUCAUAAGUAAUUGCACAGUUUUUCUGGGGUUUCAGGGAUGUAAAGGAUUGUGCAGCAAUACUUGUUGGAUACGACCUCAGAAAGUUCUCGCUUUCUUUCUUUUUGAAAAUUUUUGUCUUCGCUUCAUGAUGUUGGAACCUGCUUCCAAGCUGAAUAAGGGUGAGGAUUGGAGGACGAAAGGAGUGAAGAGACAUUAUAAAACAGGUGCUCAUCCUCUUUCCCCUCGACUUUGCCGAUUAAAAGAGAGUCUGAGAUGUUCCACACCAAAGAAUGAUUUGCUGAGAAGUGAGAAAAGAAAGGGCUUCCUUAUA
Molecule: messenger RNA, 2224 nt
Organism: Eucalyptus grandis
Lineage: Eukaryota; Viridiplantae; Streptophyta; Magnoliopsida; Myrtales; Myrtaceae
Product: endoglucanase 19
Exons: 5
Coding region: 1345-1923 (192 amino acids)
Biological process (GO): carbohydrate metabolic process
Molecular function (GO): carbohydrate binding; hydrolase activity, hydrolyzing O-glycosyl compounds
Source: RefSeq, a predicted model, not a curated record